Messenger RNA from Cryptomeria japonica (Japanese cedar), 891 nucleotides. RefSeq lists its product as uncharacterized. The coding region runs from base 1 to 891 and encodes 296 amino acids. Gene Ontology annotation, molecular function: zinc ion binding; nucleic acid binding. NCBI's taxonomy places the organism in Eukaryota, Viridiplantae, Streptophyta, Pinopsida, Cupressales, Cupressaceae. The transcript has 2 exons. The record is from RefSeq and is a predicted model, not a curated record.
AUGUGGGUCAAGCUCCAUGGGCUUCCAAUGGAAUUCUGGGAGGAAGAUGUUUUUGCAAGAAUAGCUAAUACCUUCGGGGAGCUUAUCGCUAUUGACCAGAUCACGACAUCCAGAAGAAGGUUGAUUUAUGCUAGGAUUUGUGUUGGAGUUGGACCUGACACGAAUAUGCCAGAAGAAAUAGAGAUAGAAUCUAAACUGGGGAAGUGGAAGCAGAAUAUUAUUUUUGAAACUAUCCCCUUUGCUUUUUUUCAUUGUAAAAAAGUUGGACAUUGGGCUAAAAAAUGUCCAAGUAUCGAGGGUAAAACCUACCUCAAAACUAAGGUUUGGAAAAAAGUGGAUAAGCCUCUAAAAGCCUUGGAGUCCAAUGACCCAGAUAAGGAGAAACAUUCUCAGAUUGGAUGGGUGGAGGAAGAAAUCACCAGUGAAGUGGGGAAUGAACUAAAGAUUGAGAUGUUGGAACCAAGUGAUAAGGACUCAGAGCAUAAAGAAAGAGACAACAUUCAACAAGAGGAUCUGGAAAAGGAUAAGGCAGAGUUAGUCUUAGAUAAAAGUGAGAGUAAAGUAGGUCAAAAGCCCUUAGAUAACAAAGAGGAAGGAGACAACUUUAACCUUGUUGCAAAAUCUCAUGAUCCAGAUAAAGAAUUAGACUGGCUCCAGGAGGCUCAACCUGAUAACAUCCUGGGCCAAGGGCUAUCGAAAAUCUCAUUAGCUACCCUGGCAAAAGCUAUUGCUAGAGUUACGGUUGGUGACAAGCCCUUGGCUGAACAUGUUAAAGAAUUGGUCGUUGUUCUGCAUAAAGUAGAAGCUAUUGAAUGUAUGGUUGGAAAAAUCAUGGCUACGGAACAAAGGUCAAUGAGAUGGGAGAUAGAAAGGAAAUGGAAAUCAAAAUGA